AUGAAAACUCCUUCUCUACACUACCUGUUCACAAAGUCCCUCCGCUUAUCACAGAUUCCCUCCGAAUGGAAGCUAGCCAACAUCAUCCCUCUACACAAGAAAGGUGUAAAAGAACACGUGGAAAAUUACCGACCCAUUUCUUUGUUAAGCAUUGUCAGCAAGACUCUUGAACGCUGUGUCCUAAACCACCUAUAUCUACGCAUACAGGAAAGCGUUCACUCAGCACAAUAUGGAUUCAUUAGUGGAAGGUCAACCACAUCUCAAUUACUAUCGACACUACACAAAAUAGGGAAGGACUUAGAUAAAGGACUACAAACAGACGUUGUCUUCAUGGACAUUUCCAAGGCUUUCGAUACCGUUGACCACUCCAAACUGUCUAUCUGGCUCUCUUUUGUUGUGGUUUGA
Messenger RNA from Paramuricea clavata, 405 nucleotides. The record is from the annotation of a GenBank genome assembly. NCBI's taxonomy places the organism in Eukaryota, Metazoa, Cnidaria, Anthozoa, Malacalcyonacea, Plexauridae.